Aureobasidium pullulans EXF-150 is the source of this 794-nucleotide messenger RNA. RefSeq names its product DUF336-domain-containing protein. Bases 125 to 664 code for a protein of 179 amino acids. Lineage: Eukaryota; Fungi; Ascomycota; Dothideomycetes; Dothideales; Saccotheciaceae. The record is from RefSeq and is a predicted model, not a curated record. The transcript is spliced from 2 exons.
ACAAAGGGUCUCUCUAGAGGAAAGCUCUAUAAAAGGGCUGGAGCAUUCCGAAUUACAAAACGUUGACAAGCCUUCAAGACAAGUAACCUCUCUCACAGUACCUGGUUGAUUGAGAAGAUUCGAAAUGCUCCUUCUGCCUUCACUUUCUUUCCUUUCUAUUUCUCUAUUGUCGGUUACGACGUACGCUCACGGGAUCGAUUGCGCCAUGUCUGGAAACCUUACAGCUACCAAUGGCAUUGGCAGCACACCUGCUCAACGCCACUACAUCUCCGCCUCCCAAGCCUCCGCCAUCGUCUCCGCAGCAGAAAAAGCCGCAGCCUCCAUAGUCCCCCAAAACAUCGCCGUCGUCGACCCCUCCGGCCUCCUCGUAGCCUUCCUCCGCAUGGACAACGCAUACCCCGGCAGCAUAGACAUUUCUAUAAAGAAAGCUCGCACUUCUGUGCUCUUCAAUGGGAUACCCAGUGGAGCGUUGCUGAACCAAUCGUAUUCGGGAGGAGGGUUGUAUGGGAUUGAAGAGACUAAUGGGGGCAUUGUUGUUUUUGGAGGUGGGUUGCCGUUGGUCAAGGAUGGGUUUUUGGUUGGGGCUAUUGGGGUUAGUGGGGGCACUGUUGCGCAGGAUGUAGAGGUUGCGCAGGCGGGUGUGGAUUGGUUGACUGGGUCGUGAGGGACUCCGAGUGAUCGAGUUCUUCGAGCUGUUGGGAUGAAAAUGUUAUGAGUACCGAGUUUAUGUAUGUCUGUAGCCACUGUAUCGUUGACCAGCUAUGUCUACUUGUAUGCUGCUUGCUUGAGCCUGC